Molecule: messenger RNA, 1104 nt
Organism: Trichoderma gamsii
Lineage: Eukaryota; Fungi; Ascomycota; Sordariomycetes; Hypocreales; Hypocreaceae
Exons: 1
Coding region: 1-1104 (367 amino acids)
Biological process (GO): sulfate assimilation
Molecular function (GO): 3'(2'),5'-bisphosphate nucleotidase activity
Source: RefSeq, a predicted model, not a curated record
AUGGAGGCUCCACCCCCCGAUAUACUCGCCAAAGAAGUCGAAACCGCCAUUGGCGCCCUCAUCCAGGCCUCCAAGCUCAGCCAACUCAUCGUCAAGUCCCACGACAAGGGCACCAUCACCAAAGACGACCUCAGCCCCGUCACCAUUGCCGAUUUUGCUGUUCAAGCUCUCCUGAUUGCCUCUUUCAAAGAAAUCUUCCCCAACGACACCUUUGUGGGCGAAGAAGAUGCCUCCGAUCUACGCGCCAACGAUGCGUUAAUGACUCGCGUUUGGGACCUCCUCAACACCAUUGCCCAAGACGAAUUCACCCAGCAGGGUGCCUGUAAGCUGCCCCAGUCAAAGGAGCACAUGUGCGACUUGAUCGACCAGGCCGGCUCGAGCAGCCCCGGAGGACCUGGAUCCGGCAGGGUCUGGGUGUUUGAUCCUAUUGAUGGCACCAAGACGUAUGUGAAGGGCCAGCUGUACGCCAUCAACGUCGGCCUCAUUGUCGACGGCAAACAGGCCUUUGGAGCUGUUUCAUGUCCGAACCUGUCAUUACGGCACAAUGGCGAUCUCAAAAACGAAAGUGCCAAUCCUGAAGGCAGUGGCUGCAUCCUGUUUGCCAUCAAAGGCCACGGUGCCUUUUACAGAUACUUGGAUUCACAUCACAAAGAGCUGAAGAGCCCGAUUCUUUCAAUACCGUCAACCUUUGCAGGGAACCAUAGUGGCUUCGUCACAUGUACUGGCCUUGUUGAUUCAGCUCUCGACGGAGUACACGACGUUGUUGCUCAGCGCCUGGGGCUUCAAUUCCCCGGCAGUGACGUCGUCCCUUGGGUUGUGCGAUGGGCUGCUCUGGCACUCAGCAUAGGCAGCGUCACUGUCUGGGUGUAUAAGCGUCGUGAUCGCUAUGCAAAGGCCUGGGACCAUGCGGGUGCUAUGCUUCUCUUUGAAGAGACGGGUGGAAAGAUUACUGACGUGCAUGGAAAGGAUAUUGACUUCUCAGCGGGAAGAAAGCUGAGCAACAACUUUGGAUUUGUGGCUGCGCCUGUGGCAUUGCAUGCCAAGGUGCUGGGGAUUGUGCAAGAUGUGCUCAAAGAACAGGGAAGAGAUGAGUUUCUACAGUAG